UCUGGCCGUGGGGCAGGGGCUCUGGAAUGCAGCCCCCUUCACCGCUGCUGCCGCCGCUGCUGCUGCUGCUGUGUUGGCCAGUCGUCAGAACCAGAGGGCUGCAGUGUGGGAGUUCCCCAGAACCCUGUGCCAAUGGAGGCACCUGCCUGAGCCUAUCCCAAGGGCAAGGGACCUGCCAGUGUGCCCCUGGCUUCCUGGGUGAGACAUGCCAGUUUCCUGACCCCUGCCAGGAUGCCCAGCCCUGCCAGAAUGGAGGCAGCUGCCACGCCUUUCUUCCCACCCUUCCCAGCUCCCCUGGCAUCCCUUCUCCCACGGCCCCCAGCUUCUUCUGCACCUGCCCCUCUGGCUUCACUGGCGAUAGGUGCCAGGCCCAGAUCAAGGACCCCUGUUCCUCCUUCUGUUCCAAAAUGGGCCGCUGCCACCUCCAGGCCUCGGGCCGCCCACGAUGCUCCUGCAUGCCCGGAUGGACAGGUGAGCAGUGCCAGCUUCGAGACUUCUGCUCAGCCAACCCCUGCGUCAAUGGAGGGGUGUGUCUGGCCACCUACCCCCAGAUCCAGUGCCACUGCCCACCCGGCUUCGAGGGCCAUGCCUGCGAACACGAUGUCAACGAGUGUUACCUGGACCCGGGACCCUGCCCCAAGGGCACCAUCUGCCAUAACACCCUGGGAUCCUUCCAGUGUCUCUGCCCCGCUGGGCGGGAGGGUCCACGCUGUGGACUCCGGCCGGGACCCUGCACCCCCAGGGGCUGUCUCAAUGGGGGCACCUGUCAACUGGUUCCAGGGAGAGACUCCACCUUCCACCUGUGCCUGUGUCCCCCAGGCUUCACAGGCCCAAGCUGUGAGGUGAAUCCAGAUGACUGUGUCGGGCACCAGUGUCAGAACGGGGGCACCUGCCAGGAUGGGCUGGGCACCUACACCUGCCUCUGCCCAGAGGCCUGGACAGGCUGGGAUUGCUCUGAAGAUGUGGACGAAUGUGAGGUUCAGGGUCCCCCUCGCUGCAGAAAUGGGGGCACCUGCCAGAACUCAGCUGGCGACUUCCACUGUGUGUGUGUGAGUGGCUGGGGAGGCGCUGGCUGCGAGGAGAACCUGGACGACUGUGUGGCCGCCACCUGCGCCCCCGGGUCCACCUGCCUUGACCGCGUGGGCUCCUUCUCCUGCCUCUGCCCACCUGGGCGCACAGGCCUCCUGUGCCACAUGAAGGACAUGUGUCUGAGUCAACCAUGCCAUGAGGAAGCCCAGUGCAGCACCAACCCCCUGAGCGGCUCCACACUCUGCGUGUGUCAGCCGGGCUACACAGGGCCCACCUGCCACCAGGACUUGGAUGAGUGUCAGAUGGCUCAGCAAGGCCCCAGUCUCUGUGAACACGGCGGCUCCUGCCUCAACACACCCGGCUCCUUUGAGUGCCUCUGUCCGCCUGGCUACACGGGCUCCCGCUGCGAGGCCGAUCACAACGAGUGCCUGUCGCAGCCCUGCCACCGGGGCGGCACCUGCCUGGACCUGCUCGCCACCUUCCAGUGCCUCUGCCCACCAGGCUUAGAAGGGCGGCUCUGUGAGGUGGAGGUAAACGAGUGCGCCUCGGCCCCCUGCUUGAACCAGGCUGACUGCCACGAUCUGCUCAAUGGCUUCCGGUGCAUCUGCCCGCCGGGUUUCACUGGCCCCCGGUGUGAGGAGGACAUCAACGAAUGCCAAAGCUCCCCCUGUGCCAACGGCGGGGAGUGCCAGGACCAGCCUGGAUCCUUCCAUUGCAAGUGUCCCCCAGGCUUUGAAGGCCCACGCUGUCAGGAGGAGGUGGACGAGUGUCUGAGUGGCCCAUGCCCCACCGGAGCCAGCUGCCUUGACCUCCCAGGAGCUUUCCUUUGCGUUUGCCCUUCUGGCUUCACAGGCCAUCUCUGUGAAAUUCCCCUGUGUGCCCCCAACCUGUGCCAGCCCAAACAAAAAUGUAAGGAUCAGGAGGACAAUGCCCACUGCCUCUGCCCCAAUGGAAACCCAGGCUGUGUCCCCCCAGAGGACAACUGCACCUGCCACCAUGGGCACUGCCAGAGAUCUUCAUGUGUGUGUGAUGGGGGUUGGACAGGACCAGAGUGUGACACAGAUCUGGGGGGCUGUGUCUCCACCCCCUGUGCCCACGGAGGGACCUGCCACCCCCAGCCCUUUGGCUACAACUGCACCUGCCCCACAGGUUACACAGGGCCCACUUGCAGUGAGGAGAUAACAGCCUGUCACUCGGACCCCUGUCUCAAUGGUGGUUCCUGCAGCCCCAGCCCCGGGGGUUACUCCUGCGCCUGCCCUCUGAGCCAUACUGGGCUCCGCUGCCAGACCAGCAUUGACCACUGUGCCUCUGCACCGUGCCUCAAUGGGGGCACCUGUGUGAACAGGCCGGGCACCUCCUCCUGCCUCUGUGCCCCAGGCUUCCAGGGCCCACGCUGCGAGGGGAGGACCCGUCCCAGCUGCGCAGACAGCCCCUGUAGGAACAAGGCAACCUGCCAAGACAGCCCUCAGGGUCCCCGCUGCCUCUGUCCCCCUGGCUACACAGGAGGCAGCUGUCAGACGCUGAUGGACUUAUGCGCCCAGAAGCCCUGCCCACAAAAUUCCCACUGCCUCCAGACUGGGCCCUCCUUUCAGUGCCUGUGCCUCCAGGGAUGGACUGGGCCUCUCUGCAACUUGCCGCUGUCCUCCUGCCAGAGGGUUGCUCUGAGCCAAGGCACAGAAGUCUCUUCCCUGUGCCAGAACGGAGGUGUCUGCAUUGACAGCGGCCCCUCCCAUUUCUGCCACUGUCCCCCUGGAUUCCAAGGCAGUACAUGCCAGGACCAGGUGAACCCCUGUGAGUCCAGGCCCUGCCAGCAUGGGGCUACCUGCGUGGCCCAACCCAAUGGUUAUCUCUGCCAGUGUGCACCCGGCUACAGUGGACAGAACUGCUCAAAGGAACCAGACGCGUGUCAAUCCCAGCCCUGUCACAACCAGGGGACCUGCACCUCCAAACCCGGAGGCUUCCACUGUGCCUGCCCGCCGGGCUUUGUGGGGCUGCGCUGUGAGGGGGACGUGGAUGAGUGUCUGGACCGGCCCUGUCACCCCACAGGCACUGCAGCCUGCCAUUCUCUGGCCAACGCCUUCUACUGCCAGUGUCUGCCUGGACACACAGGCCAGUGGUGUGAAGUGGAGCUAGACCCCUGCCAGAGCCAGCCCUGUGCCCACGGGGGGUCAUGUGAGGCCACAGCAGGGACACCCCCAGGAUUCACCUGCCACUGCCCCCAGGGUUUUGAAGGCCCCACCUGCAGCCACAGAGCCCCCUCCUGCGGUCUCCAUCACUGCCACCAUGGUGGCCUCUGUCUGCCCUCCCCCAAGCCUGGACUCCCACCCCGCUGCGCCUGCCUCAAUGGUUAUGGGGGUCCUGAUUGCCUGACCCCACCAGCUCCUUCAGGCUGUGGCCCUCCUUCUCCAUGCCUGCACAAUGGUAGCUGCUCAGAGACACCCGGGCUAGGGGGCCCAGGCUUUCGCUGUUCCUGCCCUGCCAGCUCUCCAGGGCCCCGGUGUCAGAGGCCCGGAGUCAAGGGAUGCGAGGGCAGAAGUGGAGAUGGGGCCUGCGAUGCUGGCUGCAGUGGCCCAGGCGGAAACUGGGAUGGGGGGGACUGCUCCCUGGGGGUCCCAGACCCCUGGAAGGGCUGCCCCUCCCAUUCCCGGUGCUGGCUUCUCUUCCGGGACGGGCAGUGCCACCCACAGUGUGACUCUGAAGAGUGUUUGUUUGAUGGCUACGACUGUGAGACUCCUCCAGCCUGCACUCCAGCCUAUGACCAGUACUGCCGCGAUCACUUCCACAAUGGACACUGCGAAAAGGGCUGCAACACGGCAGAAUGUGGCUGGGACGGGGGUGACUGCAGGCCGGAAGAUGGGAAUUCAGAGUGGGGGCCCUCCCUGGCCUUGUUGGUGGUGCUGAGCCCCUCAACCCUGGACCAGCAGCUGCUCGCCCUGGCCCGGGUGCUGUCCCUGACUCUGAGGGUAGGGCUCUGGGUGAGGAAGGACAGUGAAGGCAGGGACAUGGUAUACCCCUAUCCUGGAGCCCAAGCAGAAGAGGAGCUAGGAGGAACCCCAGACCCCUUGCAGCAGGAGAGAGCAGCCCCCCAAACAGAGCCUACAGGCAAGGAGACAGACUCCCUGAGCACUGGGUUUGUGGUGGUGAUGGGUGUGGACUUGUCCCGCUGUGGCCCCGAGCACCCUGCAUCCCACUGCCCCUGGGACCCUGGGCUCCUACUCCGCUUCCUUGCUGCGAUGGCCGCAGUGGGGGCCCUGGAACCCCUACUGCCAGGACCCCUGCUGGCUGCCCACCCUCGUGCAGGCACUGAGCCCUCUGCCAACCAGCUUCCCUGGCCUGUACUGUGCUCCCCCGUGGUCGGGGUCCUUCUCCUGGCCCUCGGGGCUCUUCUCGUCCUCCAGCUCAUCCGACGCAAGCGCCGAGAGCAUGGGGCCCUCUGGCUGCCCCCUGGGUUUACUCGCAGGCCCCGGACUCAGCCAGUUUCCCGUCGACGUCGACCCCCCCUGGGCGAGGACAGCAUCGGCCUCAAGGCGCUGAAAGCAGAGGCAGAAAUGGAUGAGGAUGGUGUUGUGAUGUGCUCAGUCCCCAAGGAAGGAGAGGAGGUGGGCCAGGCUGAAGAAAUGGCCUCACCCCCCAAGUGCCAGCUCUGGUCUCUGAGCAGUGACUGCCAAGAGCUCCCCCAGGCAGCCAUGCUGACUCCUCCCCAGGAUUCUGAGAUGGAUGUCCCUGACGUGGACACCCAGGGACCUGAUGGGGUGACACCCCUGAUGUCAGCAGUCUGCUGUGGGGGCGUGGAGUCCAGGACAUGGCUGGGAAGUCCUGAGCCCUGGGAACCUCUGCUGGAGGGAGGGGCCUGUCCCCAGGUUCACACUGUGGGUACGGGGGAGACACCCCUGCACCUGGCUGCUCGAUUCUCCCGGCCAACCGCUGCCCGCCGCCUCCUCGAGGCUGGAGCCAACCCCAACCAGCCAGACCGGGCAGGGCGCACCCCUCUUCACACGGCUGUGGCUGCUGAUGCUAGGGAGGUUUGCCAGCUCUUACUCCGCAGCAGACAGACUGCAGUGGAUGCACGGACAGAGGAUGGGACCACAGCCCUGAUGCUGGCCGCCAGGCUGGCUGUCGAAGACCUGGUUGAAGAACUGAUUGCAGCCCAAGCAGAUGUGGGGGCCAGAGACAAAUGGGGUAUGGAUCUGGAGAAGCUGAUGUUGCGCUAUACAGAAACUGAGCAAAUGGGGUGUGAGGGGCAACGCUUCCUGCAGGCCGACGGUCACCUGGGCAACGCUUCCGCCUCGGAGGGACCCGGCGGGCGGAACAGCCCUUCCCCCAAGACCAGCACCCGUGGGAAACAGGAACCCAGGCGUCUGGCCCCCAGCCUCGCGGUAACUACCUCACGUGGUCCCCUAGGAAAAACAGCGCUGCACUGGGCCGCCGCCGUGAACAACGCCCGGGCCGCCCGCUCCCUUCUCCAGGCAGGAGCCGAUAAAGACGCACAGGAUGGCAGGGAGCAGACGCCGCUGUUCCUGGCGGCCCGAGAAGGGGCGAUGGAGGUAGCUCAGCUGCUGCUGGGGCUGGGAGCCGCCCGAGGGCUACGGGACCAGGCCGGGCUGACACCCGGAGACGUCGCCCGCCAGCGCAACCACUGGGAUCUGCUGACGCUGCUGGAAGGGGCGGGGCCACCGGAGGCGCGUCACAAACCCACGCCGAGCCGCGGGGCCGGCACCUUCCAGCGCGCGCGGACCGCGUCCGGAAGCGUGCCCCCGCGUGGGGGCGGGGCUGUGCCGCGCUGCCGGACGCUGUCAGCCGGAGCCCGUCCGCAAGCCCGGACUUUGUCCGUAGACUUGGCCGCGCACGGGGGCGGGGCCUACUCGCACUGCCGGAGCCUAUCGCAAGAAACAGGAGAAGGCCCGCCCCUCCGCGGCCGUAGGUUCUCAGCAGGCAUGCGCGGGCCUCGGCCCAACCCUGCAAUAGUGCGAGGAAGAUCUGGGGUCUCGGCCGGGAGCGGGGGCGUGGCCGCAGCUGUUGACUGGCCCUGCGACUGGGUGGCCCUGGGAGCCUGCGGCCCUGCCUCCAACACGCCAAUCCCGCCUCCUUGCCUAACACCGUCCCCUGAGCGGGGAUCCCCUCAAGUUGCCUGGGGUCCCCCAGCCCCCCAAGUAAUACCCUUAAGUGCAGGAGGCGAGGGUCAAAAAUAAAAGGCUACAUUUCAGCGAGGGAUUCUAAAAGUGGGUACUCAUUAAAUGACAAGCAGUCUCGAAGGCCUCUAGAUUUUAAGAUCCUUGUGCCUCGAAAGUGAGGGAUCAAGAGGGUAGUGUCCCUCCCAAAAUGAUGUACAUCACAUCGUCUUCCACGUGGGGAAACUGCAGCCCCAGAAAGAGGGUUCAGGGUCCUGGGAUGAAGCACCCUGAUGAGAUGGCCAGCCCCUCUCAGAAAAGAAGGAGGAGGGGUUACAGGCAGUACCCUUGAACCAAGAACUGCAAACUGACAGAAUGUGAGAUGUUCUUUUCUGUAUAUUGUUCCCAAAGGGAGCCUCUAUCGCCUGAAAUCCCCAAUAUCCGGAAACCGCUAACAUAUUUAUUGAGCGCCUACUGUGUGCCAGGCACUGUGUAGGCGCUGAAGACAGGGCCAAGGGUUACUCCAACUGAUGAUUCCUUGCAUUCUCCCCACCACACCCUACCCCCAAACAAACUACUGCAGGGAUGAAGUGCCACCCUUCUAGCCACCACUAUCUCUAAGAACCCCAAAUCUGUCACCCCAUAAUAAAGA
Molecule: messenger RNA, 6789 nt
Organism: Budorcas taxicolor (takin)
Lineage: Eukaryota; Metazoa; Chordata; Mammalia; Artiodactyla; Bovidae
Gene: NOTCH4
Product: notch receptor 4
Exons: 30
Coding region: 27-6218 (2063 amino acids)
Biological process (GO): regulation of DNA-templated transcription; cell differentiation; heterophilic cell-cell adhesion
Cellular component (GO): protein-containing complex; plasma membrane
Molecular function (GO): calcium ion binding; protein binding; signaling receptor activity
Source: RefSeq, a predicted model, not a curated record